AUGACAGCAAAAUCGGCCGUUGAUACGUGUCUUGAUGUCAUCAGAAUAAUAGCCGAAGCGAGGCGUCUCGAGAAAUGGCCUGAUCAAGAGCUUGAAGUUCAGCAACAACUCGUGAAAGGGCAUCCGGUUUCGAUCGUUGUACAAACGGCCCACCAGCAGUGCGGCGCGGUGUGCGCCAAGGCGCGCUUGCUGGAAAUCUGGACCAUCAAGCGGGAGAUCGGCGAGGAAGCCGCCGGGGGUAUGGAUCCGUUCUUCCUGCUCAGCGCCGUUCGGUCUCAACUUCACUUUUCCCCGCUGCAUUCCUGGCAAACUGGAAGUCAGAUACCGCCAGGCGUCGGCGUCAUUUCCAGCCUAAAAAUGACUGUUUCUUCUCAACAGGAGACCCUGGCUUUAUUGCCCGAGCUUCAUGCUUUUCCACCAUCGAAGCGGAGUGAUGGCUACCGGUGUUCUGUUUCACUACGAUUCCUAAGGGCCCCGGCUUUACCAACGCCGAUUACAGCAGCACAUCGGGAAGUCCUGCUAGUUCGCCACUCGACGCACCGGUUUUUCCAGUGGAAGCAUUGCAAACACUAUCAAGGCCAUGCAGCCUACAGCGUGCCAACGACGGUGUUUUGCCCAGAUUCGCUUGAGACGCCGCGAAUUCUGUUUUCGGAUUCUCUGGAAGCUACAUCCCCGCAGCCGCUGUCAUCACCGCUGUCGCGUUUCCUACAGGACACCAGCAAGAUGAUGGACGGUAAAGAGGAACAACGAACUGGUCGCAGCAUUCAACGCUCAAAGAUGUUUAAUCGGAUGGGCCUGCCAACCUAUUCCAGCCCUGCCCCACCGGUCGAGCUGAAGCGGCGACGAUUGAGGAGUGGUACCAGCAUCUGCCUGGAUUCUACAAAUUCGAAUGAGCCAGACGAAGAUUGCCCCCGCCUUGCCUCCAGCGCCCCGAGCAGCAAGAGUCUUUUGUGUAAUUUUGAGGAAAGUGCGUUGCAUGGCCGUCUCGAUCCUUUGGCCGAGGUGGGAGGCUUCAUUUGCCACCUUGUCGUCUCAAACGGGCCACUACCAUCCGUGGAUCUACGACUACCCGUCCGUGCCUGUUAUUUUGAGAACGACUCGGACACGGCGGCACCUUCACCAUAUUUGGGAAUUUGCUCGUUGGAAAGUAUCUCGAAGCGUGGCAUUCGCAUCCCGCCGGCCGGGACACUCCAAGUGACGCUUCUAAAUCCACAGGGGACCGUCGUCCGCAUCUUCGUCCAACGGUACGACUUCACAGAUAUGGCACCCCGGUCGACGACCUUCCUGCGCCAGCGCACCUUCUUCAUGAAGGAGGGCGACAAGCAGAAAUGGUUGCGCUAUCUCGUCCACUUCAAGAUUCGUAGCGAUAAGCAGGGCGGCAUCCGGUUGCACAGCGAUCUACGCAUGCUUUUCGCUCCGAAUAACACUAUUGACGCUUUAAAUAUUGAGCGCACCGAAGACGACCGCUACGUGCUGAAGACGUUCACCGAAACGCCGCGGCCCACCACAUCUUCUUCUAGCCGAAAUGAU
Molecule: messenger RNA, 1530 nt
Organism: Mesorhabditis spiculigera
Lineage: Eukaryota; Metazoa; Nematoda; Chromadorea; Rhabditida; Rhabditidae
Source: the annotation of a GenBank genome assembly